Messenger RNA from Plenodomus lingam JN3, 471 nucleotides. The record is from RefSeq and is a predicted model, not a curated record. NCBI's taxonomy places the organism in Eukaryota, Fungi, Ascomycota, Dothideomycetes, Pleosporales, Leptosphaeriaceae.
AUGAGGGCUGGAUGGUUGAUGUUGGGUUGGGCGGUUGGUGGUGGUGAUGGUGGUGGUGGUGAUGAUGGUGGUGGUGAUGAUGGUGGUGGUGAUGAUGGUGGUGGUGAUGGUGGUGGUGGUGAUGAUGGUGGUGAUGAUGGUGGUGGUAGAAUGCUGGGUGCGAGGGUGGUCGGGGCGUUUCUUGCGGCUAGGGCUUCGAGAUGCCGGGUUAUGGCGUUGAGACCGAUGAGGAUGUGCUGGCUGAUGUCGGGGGGUGGUGGUGGGGCAUCAGGGAGGGUUGUGGAUUCAUCCUUGGGGUCUGGAUUGGUGAUUUGUCGAAGUGCAGAUGCAGGUAUGCAGAGCGCCGGUGAUGGGUGUGGAAAUGGUGGUCUUCUUCUGACUAUCGAGUUCACUGCAGACCUACUUGCAAACCAGGUCGAGGAUGACGUCUUGUUCGUCUUGGUUGAUGUGCGGCCUAAUGCGCCCCGUUAG